Molecule: messenger RNA, 1324 nt
Organism: Cornus florida
Lineage: Eukaryota; Viridiplantae; Streptophyta; Magnoliopsida; Cornales; Cornaceae
Exons: 2
Coding region: 569-1201 (210 amino acids)
Biological process (GO): protein ubiquitination
Cellular component (GO): cytoplasm
Molecular function (GO): ubiquitin protein ligase activity
Source: RefSeq, a predicted model, not a curated record
UACGUCUAUGGUUCUCAACUAACUUCCUCUCCCUCUCUCUCUCUCUCUCUGCAACUGCAAACUACAAAAUCUACCAGAAACAGAAGUUGAAAACCCAUAUAUUUCAGUUUAUCUAUUCGUCUGCAAGAAUCAAAAGUUCAAAACCCAUAUCGGCAUAUCAAUUCUGAUUGUUCAAAAAAUCAAAACCCAUAUCUUUCAGUUUCCAUCGCCCGCUGUUCCAGUUCGGGUUCGCCGUUCGCAAGCUUCAGCCGCUGUCUCUCAACUCUCAAGCUUGCCCCCCCUCUCUCUCUCUGCAACUGCUAACUUACUAAAAUCAAGUGUAAUCUUGAUUUUGUGUAAGGGUAUAAAUUUGGCAUCAGAAAUAAUACAUCAAGCCUCUUCUCUUUCCUUCCAUUUCUUCCCUUUUUUAGGUGGAUAAGAAAGUUACUAUUUAAGCCUUGUGAUAUCUUUCCAAAACCAUCCCUUUCCUUUCAACCAUUUAUGUCCCUCCAUCACCUUUCCUUUCCUUUCCUCCCUUUUCCAUUGCACCAAACUGACAGUAGUUUUCUGCCCCUCUCUUUCUGUAAAAAUGUUAAUUCGAACGCAGCAAUGGAGGCUGAAGAAUAGUGUUGUUCAUUUUGACGAUAAAAAACUGGUACAGUUUGAUUACUAUCGCAUGAUAGUAAAAGUUCAGACAGUUAACUACAACCAUGCCUUGGUGGAAGAAGAGAAUUACACAGUGACUAAACAAUUUGACCCAAUUCCGACCACGUCGUUGGUGGAUGAAAGAUGGUUCUCUGAAAUCCUCCAUCCAUUCCUCUCUACCGUCGGAAUCACCAGGAUUUCUGACCAUAAUAUUGACAGAAUUCUAUCUAUUUGUCGCGCAAUGACGAGUCUUGACACAAUCAGUAGCAGUCCUACUGCGGUGCCCGUUCUUGACAUGAAGAUUUUGGUUGUGAUAAAGCUGGCUGAGACACAAAUGAGGAGGGCUUUGCCGGCAAGCAAAUCAUCCGUUGAGGCAUUAGAGACAGAGAUGCUAUUUGACGGUUCUUGUUCAAUGGAUCAGUGUAUCAUCUGCUUGGAGAAGUUUCGGGUUGGUUUUGAUAUGGUUAGUCGAUUGCCGUGCAAUCAUAUCUACCAUGGAGAUUGCAUUUCCCGCUGGCUAGAGACCAGUCAUUUUUGCCCGGUUUGUCGCUUUGAGUUUCCAACUGAUCCCUUGUAAUGUAAUGUAAUUUUUUUAUGAUAAAUUGUAAUUUCUGUGAUGUUUUCCUGUUUGUUUCAUUUUUUCCCCCUUUGUUUUGUAAUAUCUCUGAGGGAAUAAAAAUACAUACUUUUCUUAUUCUCA